UCCCAAAAUGGGCAGGCUUAAGUUUCGUAACAAAUUGGGCACAGCUCCUGUAUCCAAACAGUCCCCCAGUCGAACCCAGGGAUACAAGCGGAACGUUUAUGAGCCCUUGGACUGAAGAAAAAACUGUCUCUUUGCUGCUUUCUCAAGGGUUUGUAAUCUGUGCUUGCAGGUUAAGACUGCUGUCUAUUGCAUGGAUUUCAGUUGUGGCUUCUGUGUGUGUAUGAUCAGUCUAAGCAGUGGGGUAGUAGGUGCCGCUACUAUUGCUGUAGGAAAGCAACACUCCUGUUAUCCCUGGGUUCUCGGUGGGACUGUAAAAGCACUUGGAAAGGCGCUGGAACUGUGAACUUCUGGGGUGCGGUGGGUUGUAUUUUUAUAUGGCAAUCGUGGGGUGCAGGGCCGAAGAAACAACUUGUGCUUUCCGUUCCUCAGCCAUGCUGUUCCACGGCAUCUCCGGGGGCCACAUUCAAGGCAUCAUGGAAGAAAUGGAGAGGCGAUCCAAGACUGAGUCACGCCUUGCGAAGGGGGUGCAGAUCAACGGUCGAGACACGAGUAUGCCACCACUGAGCCCAGAGAAACCAGCCUUAUGUGCGGGUUGUGGAGGGAAGAUCUCGGACCGCUACUAUCUGCUGGCUGUAGACAAGCAAUGGCACCUCCGGUGUCUUAAAUGCUGUGAAUGUAAACUGGCUUUAGAGUCCGAGCUCACUUGCUUUGCUAAGGAUGGCAGCAUUUACUGCAAGGAGGAUUACUACAGAAGGUUCUCCGUGCAGAGAUGUGCCCGCUGCCACCUUGGCAUCUCCGCUUCUGAGAUGGUGAUGAGAGCCCGGGACUCAGUCUACCAUUUAAGCUGUUUCACGUGUACCACUUGCAACAAAACCCUAACCACGGGAGACCAUUUUGGUAUGAAGGAGAACCUGGUGUAUUGCCGGGUGCACUUCGAGAAUCUGCUGCAGGGAGACUACCCACACCCGUCCUUAAACUACACAGAGCUGGCUGCAGCCAAAGGCGGAGGGCUUGCAGCAUUGCCUUACUUUAACGGCACUGGCACAGUCCAGAAAGGAAGGCCGAGAAAAAGAAAGAGCCCGGCUCUUGGGGUAGACAUAGUCAGUUACAACUCAGGUUGUAAUGAGAAUGACACUGAUCACAUGGACAGAGACCAGCAGCCAUAUCCUCCUUCUCAAAAGACAAAACGUAUGCGCACAUCCUUCAAACACCAUCAGCUUCGUACCAUGAAGUCCUACUUUGCAAUCAACCAUAACCCAGAUGCAAAAGAUCUGAAGCAACUUGCUCAGAAAACGGGCCUUACAAAGAGAGUCCUUCAGGUUUGGUUCCAAAACGCAAGAGCCAAAUUCAGAAGGAAUCUUUUGCGGCAAGAGAAUGGGGGUGUUGAUAAAGCUGAUGGCACGUCAUUACCACCACCUCCCCCAGCAGACAACGACGCUCUAACUCCACCUGGCACUGCGACCACUUUAACAGACUUGACCAAUCCCACUAUCACUGUAGUGACAUCAGUGACCUCUAGCCUGGACAGCCACGAAUCCGGGAGCCCCUCACAAACUACCUUAACGAACCUUUUCUAACAAUUUUUUACAAGACAUUUUUCCAAGCAGAAAACUUGGAGGAAGAGCUUGGUGUGUAGCGUCUGCAACCACUUGGCAACUGAGUUUGCAGAACUAUGUUAUAUAUAUUGAUAUUGUGUUUACCUAUCUUAGGCUCCUUAAACAAAAAAUAAUCCACCGGAAUAUUUGAAGGGGAGGUUAAAAUAAAUAACUGCAUAUCUUAAAUAGCUUUAAUAAGUGCCUCUUAAAAUUAUAUAUUUCUUAUUUCCAAUAUCUUGUAAUAUGACCUAAUACUUGAAAAGUAACAUAGUGGAUCCAUCACUUCAGUGCUUUUAAAUGAAUACCUUUGCACCAGAUUUUGUAUGUAACUUUUGUAAAUGUGUCUUUUUAUGUUACAGUACAUUUUUCAGUCUAUCCUGAUAUUUAUCAGUCAUUACUCUACCCCACAUACUGGAUUUUGAUAUGAAAGAGUGCUCCUAAAAGCAGAAUUUCUAUUUAUUUUCCUGGUAUCUAGCUACAAAUUAUUGUAAGUGAAACAUAGUACAAAUUGUUAGCCUUCAUUUAAUUUAUUGCUGUUUUGUGUGCAAGAUAAUGGAAAUUAGCAAAAUAUAAUUUUAUAAGCUUUUCAGCAAACAUAUUUUAGUAAGUUACAGUUAUUGUGUUCAUUUGUUUACUCCUUCAAGCAUUUCAUGCGGUACUUAAUUUAAGAGGGUCUAACACAUGCAGAACAUAUAAACAAAUAAAUAUAUAUUACAUUCAAAUCCAAAUGUUUACUUUUUUAGUUAUUGUUUUAAUGAGACAUGACUCAAAAACAGUAUGUGUUAGACAGGGACUAUAACUGUCUACUUGUUUUGUACUAGAUGAAAAACAACAAACUCAAAAGCCCUGUGGAUGCUGAUAAGAGCAUGUUAGAUGGUUUAUAGUUGAAAAAAAUGUUUUCAUUCUUUUUAAUGCAUUGGAAUGGUCUGGGCAGUGGUGAGUGUGUGCUUCUACAGAGCUAAGCUAUAAACAGAGGCCAGAUAAUCCAGCUGUUGUCUUUUUCACAGGAAACUUUAUAAACAACUUACACAGCACUGUUCACUUGGAUUGUGGAAAAUAAUUUAGCACUUUUACUCCACAUAGAACCAAAUAUGCCUCAUUAAGUUUUUUUUUCCUUUUUGGCUCUUAUAUACUACCAUUCUUGAAGCAGUUUAGGUGUUUGACAUAUCAGUGCCCAGUAGAAAACUGAGAGUUCACUGCCCAUAUUAAAGUGCAUUAUUGUAACUAUUGCUCAGGGGUUAUAGAAAUCUAACACAAAAAAUGUCUUAUUACACGGUAAAGAAGAAAAGGAAAAACACCACUCUUUAAUAAGGUAAAACUAAGAAAUAGAAGUUCAGCAUUAGUAGUCAUGGCCAAACCACAUGUACAAUGCCUUUAUUUAUGAAAAAUCAUAGAUUGUUAGGGUGGGGACAUUCACCACUGAACAGACCAACUUUAAUUUAUUACGGUAACAUCUUAUGAGAAAAUGUUGCAGAAGAAAGGAAGUUCGCAAAGAAACUUUCAGCAUUUGUUCUUUGACAGAACAAUUUAUGGUACUAAAGAGCUACAUUAUUAAGUAGUCUCUAAAUUAACUCAGUUCUACUAUGUGCCUUAUGAGCUAACUUGGGAGUAAGUUUGUGAAAAUCAGGAUAAACAUAAUGUUUGUUUAAUUAUCUGUUUCAAGCCCUUUUGACGCCUCACUAGUUUUGUACUGGUUUACCUCUUAUAUCUGAAAACAAAUCUUUUUAUGGCGUACACUAUUAGAAGGGACAAAUGUCUUAGAAACCAGCUGUGCACUCUUUCACAUAUAGCUGAAUAAUUCAAGAGUCUCAUAUAUUGAACCUUGUGUUUAUAGUACAGUUAGUAGUCUAGCAGGAUUGUCCAUGUUUAUUUGUUUCUUGAAAAUGCGUUGUAUAUAAGCACUAUUUCCCUUAAAUAUUUAUGGACCAAACAGUUGUGAUAUAUCCUAUUAAAUUUGUGUGAAUAAAACAUUUUGAAUCUAAUGAUGUUUAUGUUAGAAUACUUUUUUUAAAAAAAAAAACUACCUCUAGUUUUUGUUUUUUAUUUAUUUUUUUAAUUGUCAGUACAUGGAGUAAGAUAAAUGUAUGGAUUUAAAAUACAUCUUUAAAAUUUUUACUUGCUUCACAUUCCAGGCAAACUGAAUAUAUAUGCAUAAUUGCAAAUGUAUUCAUGCAGAUUUUAACUGAUUUUUGAGCAGAUUUUCUGAAAAGAAAAAAAUAUGCCCCACUGAUUUGGUAAUGUAGCUUUACAGAUAAUAGAUAAGCCUAAAGCUAAAGGAAAUGCAUGAUAAAUAUUUAGCCUAGACAUUGAUGUGAACUAAUAUUAGAAAUUAAUGAUAAGUCUACUGAGCACAAAUGAAGUUGUAAUAUACAGUAAAAAAAAAUUGAAGACCCCUAAAAGCCAGGUUGCUCUGUAGUUUAAUAAAUUGUUACUAUGAUUU
Messenger RNA from Protopterus annectens (West African lungfish), 4035 nucleotides. It is a transcript of the gene LHX9, whose product is annotated as LIM homeobox 9. The coding region runs from base 375 to 1577 and encodes 400 amino acids. Gene Ontology annotation, biological process: regulation of transcription by RNA polymerase II; neuron differentiation. Gene Ontology annotation, molecular function: DNA-binding transcription factor activity, RNA polymerase II-specific; RNA polymerase II transcription regulatory region sequence-specific DNA binding. Gene Ontology annotation, cellular component: nucleus. The record is from RefSeq and is a predicted model, not a curated record. NCBI's taxonomy places the organism in Eukaryota, Metazoa, Chordata, Ceratodontiformes, Protopteridae. The transcript is spliced from 5 exons.